Trichosporon asahii var. asahii CBS 2479 is the source of this 1656-nucleotide messenger RNA. RefSeq lists its product as uncharacterized. The coding region runs from base 1 to 1656 and encodes 551 amino acids. Gene Ontology annotation, cellular component: peroxisome; cytoplasm; mitochondrion. Gene Ontology annotation, biological process: hydrogen peroxide catabolic process; response to hydrogen peroxide. The record is from RefSeq and is a predicted model, not a curated record. The transcript is spliced from 2 exons. Gene Ontology annotation, molecular function: catalase activity; heme binding. NCBI's taxonomy places the organism in Eukaryota, Fungi, Basidiomycota, Tremellomycetes, Trichosporonales, Trichosporonaceae.
AUGGAGGCCUACCGCAAGGAAGCUGAAAUCCCGUCGCAGGAGUGUGUCUACACUUCGUCCAACGGCGCCCAGCAGCCCCACCCGUACUACGCGCAGCGCGCGGGCUCGGGCGGUGGCUUGCUCCUCCAGGAUUACCACCUGAUCGACCUUCUCGCUCACUUCGACCGCGAGCGUGUGCCCGAGCGUGUCGUGCACGCCAAGGGCGCUGGCGCCCACGGCGAGUUCGAGUGCACCAACGGCCUCGAGGACCUGUGUAUCGCCGGUAUCUUCAAGAAGGGCGCCAAGUGCUCUGUUUCAUGCCGUAUGAGCACCGUCGGAGGCGAGAGCGGCACGAGCGACAACCUGCGCGACCCCCGUGGCUUCUCGAUCAAGUUCCGCACGGACGAGGGUAACUGGGACCUCGUGGGCAACAACACUCCGAUCUUCUUCAUCCGUGACCCGGCCAAGUUCCCUCACUUCAUCCACACGCAGAAGCGCAACCCUCAAACGCACAAGCACCACACGGAUGACGCAACCUUGUACUGGGACUACCUGUCUCAGAACCCCGAGUGCAUUCACCAGAUCGUUUACAUGUUCGGCGACCGCGGCAUCCCCUACGGCGCCCGCUUCAUGAACUCGUACUUCGGCCACACCGUCAAGCUCAUCAACGACAAGCAGGAGUGGGUCUAUGCCCAGUUCCACAUGCUCUCGGAUCAGGGCGAGAAGAACCAGACCGACCCCGACCAGGCUGCCAAGGAGUCUGACGACCUCAUGCAGAACGACCUGUUCGAGUCGAUCGAGAAGGGUGACUACCCCACUUGGACUCUGAAGGUCCAGAUCAUGACCAAGGAGCAGGCGCGUGAGGCUUGGAAGAAGAAGGGCAUCAACGUCUUCGACUUGACCCACAUCUGGCCUCACAAGGACUACCCUCUGCGCGAGAUCGGCAAGAUGACGCUGAACAAGAACGUCGACAACUACUUCGCCGAGGUCGAGCAGAUCUCUUUCUCGCCCGCCCACAUGGUUCCAGGAAUCGAGCCCUCCGAGGACCCCGUCCUGCAGUCGCGUCUCUUCUCGUACGACGACACUGCCCGCCACCGUAUCGGUGCCAACUUCAUGCAGCUGCCAGUCAACCAGCCGACGCCCAAGUACAAGCACGGCAACUUCCAGCGUGACGGCCCUAUGGCUUACUUCAACCAGGGUGCCCGCAGCAAUUACCUCUCGUCGAUCGACCCGAUUCAGUGCCGCCCUCGUGCGGUCAACCUGGACAAGGCCCACGGCGACUUCGUUGCCGAGGCGAUCAGCUGGCUCUCGAUCCUGCGCAAGGAGGACUUCAACCAGCCCGGCGCUCUCUGGCGCGACGUCUUCAACGACGAGCAGAAGUCGCGCUACGUCGACAAUGUCGUCGGCCACUGGAGCACGAUCAAGGACAAGAGCAUCAUCUCGCGCAUGAUCUCGAUCUUCCGCGCCGUCGACCCCGACCUCGGCGCCCGCCUCGAGAAGGCCUCGGGCGUCCAGGGCGGCCCCGACAUCAGCCAGAUAACCUUCAACGGCUCUCACAACGGCAUGGCCGAGCCCGUCAAGGGCGCCAACAGCAUGGAGUACGCCAAGGAGUUCGGUCUCUACCAGUCUGGCUCCGUCACCGACAACCCCCCCGCCAUCCUCCCCGAGCCCGCGUAG